Molecule: messenger RNA, 900 nt
Organism: Neohortaea acidophila
Lineage: Eukaryota; Fungi; Ascomycota; Dothideomycetes; Mycosphaerellales; Teratosphaeriaceae
Exons: 3
Coding region: 1-900 (299 amino acids)
Source: RefSeq, a predicted model, not a curated record
AUGAAUAGCGAUUACCAUCCCCCUCUCGCCCUCACCAUCCUGAGUGGCAUCUUCCUCAUUCUCGGAGCAAUAUGCUUCCUCAUCGUCACUGUCGACAUCAUCUGGCGUCGAGGUUGGCGCAGUAUGAUGGGCAUCAUGGUGCCUGUAUACCCAAUCAACGCUGCCUACAUGAUGCCCGUCACCCUCUACGUCUACUUCAAGUAUGGAAGAGCUGCCAAACCCAUGUCGAAAGCACAAGCGUACGCAGAUGAUUCGAAGACUGGGCAUUGCUCAUCGAAGCAAGCUCCAACCGAUCAAGAUUCAGCAUCUCCUCCGCCCUGCCAUGCUCCUUCCACCAAAGAGAAAGAUGAACAACUAGAUCUCCCCGACCACCCUCCCGCUUGCCAUUCCGACCUCGAAAAAGCAACCCCAGAUGAUUCCGACGCACACUGCCAUCACCACGACGCCUCCCGACCCAUGAUCAUCACGCUCCUUGUCGGCGUCUCCCACUGCGGCGCCGGCUGCAUCCUGGGCGACCUCGUCGGCGAAUGGCUGGUCUACGGCACCGGCGCCAAAAUCAACGGCCACUCCAUCUGGGCCGAACUCCUCAUCGACUACGCAUUUGCCUUGCUCUUCGGCAUUGCCUUUCAGUACUUCUCCAUCGCUCCCAUGAGCGGCGAGUACGGCCCCAAGACGGUAUGGAGAGCGGCCAAAGCGGAUAUCCUCAGCCUGACCAGUUUUGAGGUUGGUGCCUUUGGAUGGAUGAUCAUCUACCAGGUUGGGAUCUUUAACUACCAGCUGAGCAUGGACACUUGGACGUAUUGGUGGAUGAUGCAAAUCGGCAUGGCGCUGGGAUUUGCCACCGCGAUUCCCAUGAAUUACUUUCUAAUCACGAGAGGUAUCAAGGAACCUUGCUGCUGA